Messenger RNA from Lineus longissimus, 5035 nucleotides. Its product is annotated as integrin beta pat-3-like. Gene Ontology annotation, cellular component: cell surface; integrin complex; focal adhesion. The record is from RefSeq and is a predicted model, not a curated record. The transcript is spliced from 20 exons. Lineage: Eukaryota; Metazoa; Nemertea; Pilidiophora; Heteronemertea; Lineidae. Gene Ontology annotation, biological process: cell-matrix adhesion; cell adhesion mediated by integrin; integrin-mediated signaling pathway. Gene Ontology annotation, molecular function: integrin binding. The coding region runs from base 837 to 3236 and encodes 799 amino acids.
CCACAGGAGCAUGAUUCAUGCUGAUAAUUAGCCAACGAGCGAGACUUGAACUCUUCCGGAAUGUUUAUACCAGAUGACGCAACCAUUUGGCUAUUCUAAUUAGCGAAGAAUUAAGUCAAUAAGCCUGGUGUCCUGCUGAACAUCCCGCUGAACAUGCACAACACUUAUCGGAUUCCAAAGUGCUUAUCAAUGAUAAGGAAGUAACGGGUACCCGGUCGGUUAGUAACGGAUUGAAUCAUUUCCCAGUUUGGACUUGCUGAGUGAUGAUGUGUGGCCAUUGUUAAUAAUAUAAGUUGAUUUCAUAUGAUUCAUUUUGCAGGGAAAUCACAUAUUUCAUGUUGUUUUCGAAGAGAUAGCACCAUUUCAUUUUGUUGGAUGUCAUAUGUCUCGAAGCUCAUCGGACCCGACUUGGAAUAAUACCGCUACGCGCAGCUAUCUAUAUCGCUGUCAAUUUUCGUUCAUGUCCUUAUAUCUAGUUGUUGUCCCGUCAUGAGAAUGCAUUCGUGAAUUAGCGAUUGUGGAUAUUGAGUAUUGGCCGCAACCCAUUGCACAUUCGUGUCGUUUUCAACGAUUAACAUCCGUUGGUGGAGUGUAUCCGAUCGCGCUGGAAAAAAAUUGGUGGAAUUAUCUGAUUUACAUUUUUGUUUUCACGGAAUAUUACUAGUUCAUCUUUGGAAAUAUAUGUAUAUGGAUUUGGAAAUAUUGGCCAAUUGAAGUAAAUAGGGCAAGGCAGGGCAAUCAAAUUUCAGCCUAAAAUUCACCAUUUAUAGGUUUACUGCCUGGGAUUUGACAGGUCUGGAUUAGAUUGACUUUCGUAUGACUGAAAUAUAGCCAAAAUGAGCGACCCCAAAAUGCUGUUCGUUAUUUUCGUAGUUAUCUUCAAAACAUCUGCAAUAACAGACAUAUGUUCAAAUGAAAGCACGUGCGGGAAGUGUAUCGCUGCAGCCCCAAAUUGCGCUUGGUGCCAACUUCCUGGAUUCGAUAGACUGCCUUUCAAUCGACUUCGAUGUGAUACCAAUGACAGCCUUGUUUCGUUUGGAUGUCCUACCUCUGACGUCAUCAGUCCUGAUCAUGAGAUUACCAUUUUAAAGGAUGAAGCUGUCCGCGAUGGAAAUAGAAUUGCAGAACCAAUACAGUUGAAACCGCAGGCGAUUCAUCUCAAGAUUAGGCCAAAUAAACCUUUGACGUUUUCGCUAAUGUACCGAGAGGCUGAUAACUACCCAACGGAUCUGUACUACCUGAUGGACCUGUCCAUGUCCAUGUUAGAUGACAAAAAGAAGCUGGCAGGCCUGGGAACAUUAUUAGCGGAACGGAUGUCGGGAAUUACUGAGAACUUCCGUCUCGGUUUUGGUUCGUUUGUGGACAAAAGGGUAUCCCCUUUCAAUAGCGACGUCGCGAAUUUCUUGAAGGUGACCCCUUCUUGCCGGUCUACGAAGUGCGUAGAACCAUACGGUUUCAGAAACCACCUGUCCUUGACUGAGAACACAACGCUUUUUUCUGACCAAGUGAAGGCUGCGAGGGUUGCUCCAAACUUGGACAGUCCGGAGGGUGGUUUUGACGCCAUGAUGCAAGCAGUUGUGUGCGACGAUAUAGGAUGGCGUGAAACAGCGAGGAAGAUCCUAGUACUUUCCACUGACGAAACCUGGCAUAUGGCAGGCGAUGGAAAGUUAGCUGGUAUUGUCACUCCCCAUGACGGUAAAUGUCAUCUGGAUGAGACUGGAUUUUACACUGAAAGCACAACGAUGGAUUAUCCUUCCAUCGGACAGUUAUCGGCAGCAAUCCACGAAAACAACGUGAACGUCAUCUUCGCCGUGACCAAAUACAGACUGCCCUUGUACAAGGAACUCAGUGCCUUGAUAGAGGGUUCGACAAGUGGAGAGUUGGCAGAUGACUCAUCCAACGUAGUCGAUCUGGUGCAGGACAAUUACAACAAAAUAACUUCAAAAGUUACUCUGAAGACUGAAGGUGCUGAAGGCAUAAAGGUAUCCUUUAAGUCCAGCUGCUUUGGAUCAGAGAUGAUGAAUUAUACGAAUAUGUGUGAAAACAUCAAAAUAGGUUCAAACGUCACCUUCGAAGUAACUGUUCUAGUCGAAAAAUGCCCAAAGGACAAAUCUUCCAUGUGGAGGAAUUUUACUAUUCGUCCAGUCGGACUUUCUGAUGGAAUCAACAUCCAGAUGGAACUACUCUGUGACUGUGAUUGCCAGAAACCCAAUCAGACGGUUCCUGACAACCAGCAGUGCAGUGGUGGGAAUGGUACAUACGACUGUGGCCAAUGUACUUGUAAAGAGGAACGGUAUGGGAAGAACUGCGAGUGCGAUGGCUCGCAGUUUGACAUCGACGUCAACAAUGAACAGUGCAAGCAGACCAAUUCCUCUUCCGUAUGCAGUGGGAAAGGCAGCUGCGUUUGCGGGGUCUGUGAAUGUGACGUCAGAGGUCGAGGUCAGAGUAACCAGCACUACACUGGAGAGUUCUGUCAAUGUGAUGAUUUCUCGUGCAAUUACGCAGCGGACAAUGGGAAGAUAUGUGGAGGACCGGAGAGAGGCACAUGUGUUUGUGGUGAAUGUCAGUGUGCCCCGGGAUUUGACGGGACAACUUGUGAGUGUCCGACUAGCAUAGAUUCCUGCAUCGGUGGUGACGAUGGGCUCGUGUGUAACGGCAAAGGCGUAUGUAGCUGCGGUGUGUGUGAAUGUUCUGUGGAUGCCGGAUACAGCGGACCAACAUGCUCCGAAUGCUUGACGUGCGAUACCCAUGGAUGUGACAUUCACACGGUGUGUGUGCAGUGCACUGUGUUCCAAACAGGGCCGCAUGAUUCAGACAAAUGUAGUCAAGAGUGUACCAAGAUAGAAAUCGUUAGUGAAUUAGAUGAAACGGACGAAACUAAAAUAUGUAGUUUUAUUGACGAUGAUGGAUGCCGUGCCUACUUUCACCACGAAUACGACCCCGAUGGAAACCUGACCAUCAAAGCUCAGAGGACAAAGGCUUGUAACGCUCCUGACAAUGUAAUCGCCAUAGCCUCGGGAGUGAUCGCUAGCAUAGUUUUUAUCGGACUGCUGCUCCUUAUUACAUGGAAGGUAGCAGUGACAACAUACGACAAAAGAGAAUUCGCCAAAUUUGAGAGCGAACGGUUAAAUGCUAAAUGGAAUACGGAAGGUAAUCCACUCUACAAGAAACCUACGAGUACAUUCAACAAUCCAGCCUAUUUUGAAAGCAUGAAUAUCAAGGCGAAGGAGACGUGAUAUAGAACAAUGCCCGCCAAACAGAUAUUACAUUGUAUUUGACAGUAUUUUACAAGCUAGAGUGAUUGAGACAUUCAUACCAUCAGGGACAACUUGGGCAUGAGAUAUGUUGGUUUUCAUACAGGCUUCCAGCAGGACAGAGACUUCUCCAAACAGGAUAAUGGAAAGUCAUUGAACUGCAAUAAACAAUGUACUAGAAAUGGGUGUAACCUGCCUGAAAUUCACAUGCCAUGUCCAAAACUGCCUCGCAACACGGUCCAAAAUCAUUAUUAGAACUCAGCAUCUGCGCGAUACUACUGGUGGCGGCACAUUUCGGCAAGCAGAGUCAUUAUCCUCCUGGCCAUGUAACUCUACCACCCCCAAGUUGUCCCUUCAAUAUGGAUAUCGAGAUCAGAUUCUCAGUUUGGACAAAUCGCCAUCCCUGACCGUGAAUUUUUAUCUGGACACGGUUCAUCGACUUGGACAGAUCAUCGUUAUGAUCGGAUAUCUAUUUUAGGCGGAUUAUCCACGUCUUAUUAUUGUUGACAAUAAGCUACAUAGCUAGCUUCUACAGUUGUGUGGGAUGGCGGGCGCAUAACACAUAUUUUGGCGUUUUUUAAGGCUCAACACGCACGCCCUGAAAAUUUUUUCGAUGACUCUUUGUAUUGAAUGUUUAUGGUAACUUGCCCUCAACCCUCUCGCUGCGACUAGUACAUGUACUCUAUUCGAUAUAUAUGCCAUUGUUGCUGUUGGAAGACUAAUGCGUCUCUUUCUGCGUUAAUGUCAUAGAGCUGGUCUUUGCAGGAGGAAAAAUAAAUGCUGAUGAUGAUGUUAAGAGCAUCAUAAUUUAUACUAGAAUUUAACAUAUGUCGAAGCUCCUUUCUUUGAUCAAAUGUACGGUGGCUGGAAAAGGACAUCACAUAAUUUUUUUUCAGGAAAUAUCUCGAUCGAUGGACUUCUUAUCUCGAGCGAUAGAGUUACGAAAUCGAGGCCAUUCAACAUUCAAACCGAGCCUACAACUUGAAUCCCUCGAUUUAAAGGGGGAAUACAGGCAGGAGAUAGGGGAUAAUAUUGUCCGUCCAUACAUUUCAGAUUUGGGAAAGCAAAAAACUACAAAACAAUGAAACGUAGAAAUGUACUCGGUUAUCAGAGAUUCGAUUAUAAGGCAUAACAUGCCGCAUAGGCCUACAACAUCUUUGCCAGAUUCCAAAGGUAUAUGGGCAAACUACACAUAUAUACGUGUCAUUGUUUUUUAGUUUUUUGCUCCCCAAAUGUGAAAUGUACUUAAAGGGACACUAUAUGCAGCCAAGAAGGACAGAUAAAAUUACACAAGAACGCUGAUAGGUGUCGCUCCGAUCUCACAGAACAUCGAAACUAUUGCACUUGUAUCAGUAAUAUAAUGAUAUUGUUGAAUCGAACACAACCUGGACCCUAGAUGUGUACAAAAGUCAAAUUCCUGUCUGUACUCCCCCUUUAAGUUGUAGUCUCGGUUUGAAUGUUGAAUGGCCUCGAUUUCGUAACUCGAUCGAGAUAAUAAGUCCAUUGAUCGAGAUAUUUCCUGAAAAAAAAUUGUCCAUGUUGAAAAAAAAUCAUGUGAUGUCCUUUCCCAGCCACCGUAAAGUAUGACCAAAUAACGUUUAUACAAAAAUACAUAAGGCGAGCUUAUAUAUUUUUGGCUUAUACUAUGUAGUGAUAUUAACUGUCCAUGGAAAUAUAGGGGCCAUGUACUCAAAACGUAGUGGCAAAUGUGUUGCACAUUUUGUGAUUACAUUCAUUUUGUGAUUACAUUCAUUUUGUUCCAAUUGUCGUAUACAUUUAUU